Bursaphelenchus okinawaensis is the source of this 661-nucleotide messenger RNA. Lineage: Eukaryota; Metazoa; Nematoda; Chromadorea; Rhabditida; Aphelenchoididae. The record is from the annotation of a GenBank genome assembly.
AUGUUUAAAAAGGUUUCAGUUGCCGUGUAAGUUAUUUCGAAUACGUCUCUUUAACUAUUUUUUUUAUUUUUUUGGCUUACAAAAAUAAAAAAUACUUACAAUAUAAGCUCGGCAUCUUCUUAUACUUUAUUUUUGCGUUUAGCAGUACAAAAAUAGCUAAAAAAAUUUAAAAAAUUGUUUGAACUUGAAUAAACACGUGAAUUUGAGCUCCUUAAAAACUUUUGAUUUUUUUAGUCUCGCCCUGUGCUUAAUUGUCCAGUCCUCCGCCCAAUCAAUAGUUGCCGGUCGAUACUAUGCAACAGCGCCAGUAGCAGCCGUAGCCCCAGCCGUGCCUAGUCCAAUUGCCGCACAUCCAGUCGGACCAGCUUUGGCUCCGCCAGCUGUACCAGUAGCUGCUCCUCCAGUUGGCCCACCUCCACCAGUUCCAGCCCCAGCCUUUGCUCCAGUGGCACCCGCAUUGUACCCAGCUAUUCCAGCAGCCGCGCCAGCUGUUCUACCAGCUGCUCCGGCUUAUGCUGCGCCAGCUUUUGCCCCUGGAUUUGGUUACGCUGGUUUUGGACCGUUUGGGUCAAACAAAGAAGCCCGCGCUCCAACAGAGAAUAAUUCUACUGAAGCUGAAGGUACAACUACAAGCACGACAUCUGCUCCAGCUCAGGAAUAA